Messenger RNA from Solanum verrucosum, 1740 nucleotides. RefSeq lists its product as uncharacterized. Bases 99 to 1457 code for a protein of 452 amino acids. Lineage: Eukaryota; Viridiplantae; Streptophyta; Magnoliopsida; Solanales; Solanaceae. The transcript has a single exon. The record is from RefSeq and is a predicted model, not a curated record.
AAAUAUGAAUUGGCUUGAUUGACAUUGCCGCCGGUGGCUGCAAAACCCUGUCGGUCGUCUCCGGCAAAGUCGACCUUCAACUUCCUUACCGGUAAACAAUGGAUCAAUCUUUUCUGCUGAUGCUAACAAAUCUUCUUCACCUCCACAACCACCUUGACCCCACCACCUCUCUUCUCUCCGAUUCCACAUCAUCCUACUCUUCCUCCGUUGCUUCACCCACCUCCCCUACUUCCCUCCUCACCUCCACAUCCGCCGCACCUCUCCUCUUCUUCACCAUCGCAUCCGUUCUCUCCUAUCUCGCUACCCACCCACACAAGAAAAAACCCAAAACUUCCACUUCUUCACCUAACAAUAACCCCUCUUCACCAUCGCCCGCAGCCGCCGAAUUCUCCGUCUCCGCUUUUCGUGCCCUCUCCACUGAACAUAUUUGGGCUAUGGAAGCUCCUCUCCGUGACGCUCAGUGGCGUUCCCUUUACGGACUAUCGUAUCCCGUUUUCACCACCGUUGUUGAUAAGCUGAAACCCUACAUUACCCAGUCCCAACUCUCUCUACCUUCUGAUUACGCCGUUGCUAUGGUACUUUCUAGACUCUUCCACGGCUUUUCUGCUAAAACCCUAGCUACCCGUUAUGGUCUUGAACCUUACCUGAUCUCUAAAAUUACUAACAUGGUCACCCGCCUCUUGGCUACUAAGCUUUACCCGGAGUUUAUCAAGAUUCCGGUGAGUCGACGGCGUCUUGUGGAGACCACUCAGGGGUUUCAAGAACUGACUUCACUCCCCAAUAUAUGUGGAGCUAUUGAUGGAACGGCCGUGAGGUUGCAGCAUCUUCCGUCGGAAACCGUAAACUCGUCUAUGUACUAUAGCCGAUAUGGGUUCCCAUCCAUAUUGCUUCAGGUUGUUGCUGAUCACAAGAAGCUCUUUUGGGAUGUUUGUGUGAAAGCCCCAGGUGGAUUUGAUGAUGCUACGCAUUUUAGAGAUAGUCUGUUGUAUAAUAGGUUGAUUUCUGGUGAUAUUGUUUGGGACAAAGGGGUUAAUGUUAGAGGAGAACAUGUGAGGCCAUACAUUGUUGGGGAUUGGUGUUUUCCUUUGUUGUCGUUUUUGCUGACUCCAUUUUCUGGGAAUAGAACUGGCUCACCUGCUGAGAAUGCCUAUGAUGAAGCCUUGUUGAAGGGGAGGAAGAUGGUUGAGGAAGCUAUAGGUUUGUUGAAAGGAAGGUGGAAAAUUCUUCAGAAUUUGAAUGUGGGACUAAGUCAUGCACCCCAAACUGUUGUUGCUUGCUGUGUAUUGCACAACUUGUGUCAGAUUGCGAGGGAGCCAGAGCCAGAGCUUUGGAGGGAGCCAGAAGAGAAUGGUUCCCCUCCAAGGGUGUUAGAGAAUGAGAAGUCUUUCUAUUAUUAUGGUGGAAGUGCGAGGCAGGCCUUGGCUGAUGAUAUAUAUCAACGGCUCUCUUCAAGAUGAGAGAAGUUUGCAGAAGGAUGCUUGCUUUGAUGUAAGGAUAAUUUUACUUGUUAAUUCUAGUUUUUGGUUCGUGCUAGCUAAUAUUGCUCUUUGACAAUGAAUAGCAAUGUACUGAGUAUUGCCUGUAGUCUAGUUAGUAACCUUAAAAGUACCUUAACAUUCACAAUAGAUUGCUUCCAGUGUGAAAUAAUUCUACUGCUUUCUAACUCUGCUAUCUGAAAGAAAUAGAAAGAUUUACUUGUCUCUGAUUGAUGAGCACAUAUAUAUGCAUCCGCUGCUUGGC